Molecule: messenger RNA, 1617 nt
Organism: Penicillium maclennaniae
Lineage: Eukaryota; Fungi; Ascomycota; Eurotiomycetes; Eurotiales; Aspergillaceae
Product: putative MFS myo-inositol transporter
Exons: 3
Coding region: 1-1617 (538 amino acids)
Biological process (GO): transmembrane transport
Cellular component (GO): membrane
Molecular function (GO): myo-inositol:proton symporter activity
Source: RefSeq, a predicted model, not a curated record
AUGACAAGAGAGGAGCCAGAUCAUUCUGGUCCCCACGCCCCUUUACUUGCCUCGACCGACACGUCUCCGGUGCAGGGCCACGAUGAUCAAGCUCUAGCGAGCGAGCUGAAGUAUUCCGGUGGAUGGUUCAUAUGGACCUUGACAUUGUCUGCAGGUAUUAGCGGGCUUCUUUUUGGUUACGACACUGGUGUCAUAUCCUCCACUCUUGUAACAAUUGGCUCAGAUCUUUCCAGUCGUCCACUGAACACUCUCGAUGAAAGCCUUAUCACGUCCUGUACGAGCUUGUUCGCGCUGGUGGCCAGCCCCUUCACUGGGGUUUUGGCUGACAAGUGCGGCCGGCGGCGUGUGAUCCUCGUUGCAGAUGCCCUUUUUGCCCUGGGCGCAUUAAUUCAAGCCUCUACGAGUCAUGUGUGGGGCAUGAUAUUAGGGCGCAGUAUUGUUGGCUUGGCGGUUGGGAGCGCUAGUGCCGUGACCCCAUUGUACAUCUCGGAGAUCGCACCGUCGCAUGCAAGGGGAAGACUCGUCACAAUCAUGUGCCUGCUGAUCACUGGAGGUCAAGUUGUAGCAUAUAUCGUCGGUUGGCUGUUUUCCGAAACCUCCGGCGGAUGGCGUUGGAUUGUAGGACUCGGGGCGGCCCCGGCAGUUCUACAAUUUGCCUUGAUGGUCAUAUUGCCAGAAACACCCCGGUGGCUGGUGCAGGCAGGCUUCGAACCCCGAGCCAUGAACGUCCUGGGUCAGAUUUACCAAGUCUGCCCCGACCGUGACCGCGUCGUGGCUCAGGUCAUGCGCAAUAUCAGAGGUGAAAUCAUCGAGGAGGCGUUGGAGACCGACCAGAUUAAGGUGUCUGGUACGAAACCACAGUGGCUGCAUGACGCCUCCCAGCGAGCACAUGAUCUCUUCCACGAUGGUGGGAAUAGGAGGGCCCUGAUAAUAGCCAUGAUGCUCCAAGGACUGCAGCAGCUAUGUGGCUUCAACAGCCUAAUGUACUUCUCAGGGAUCAUAUUCAAAUCCCUGUCGUUUUCCUCUCCGACGUUGACAUCCCUGACAGUUGCGGUGACGAAUUUCAUAUUCACCCUCCUCGCAUUUUGGCUAAUCGAUAGAGUUGGAAGACGGCGAAUUCUGCUUUACUCAAUACCCGUCAUGAUUCUUGCGUUGGGCCUUUGUGCCAUCGCGUUCUCUUCAUUAGAUAUUCCAUUUGACACUCACCCCAGACCUCAUGGCGAUGAUAAAGACAGCCAGACUUCGCUAUACGCUCUACUGAUUCUGUUCUGCUUGACUGUCUACACCGCAUCUUACGCCUUCGGGCUCGGCAACGUGCCGUGGCAGCAAGCAGAGUUGUUUCCUUUGAAUGUUCGUUCUUUCGGAUCAGGUCUCGCCACAGCGACGAAUUGGGGGUCAAAUUUCAUUGUCGGACUCACUUUCUUACCUAUGAUGGUGUGGUUAACCCCCACUUGGACUUUUUUGGUCUAUGCCGUGGUCUGCGCCUUUGGAUGGGUGGCUAUACGUGCAAUCUAUCCGGAGUUGAGUGGACUUGGUCUUGAGGAAGUCAAGGGCUUGUUGGCAGAUGGAUGGGGUGUGGAACAGAGUCUCCGGCGACAACAUAGCUUCCCUGGGUAG